Closterium sp. NIES-67 is the source of this 405-nucleotide messenger RNA. Lineage: Eukaryota; Viridiplantae; Streptophyta; Zygnematophyceae; Desmidiales; Closteriaceae. The record is from the annotation of a GenBank genome assembly.
UCCCAGCCCUCACACUCAAGUCGAAGAGAAACGACUCUUCCGACCCACUGGUUGUUUCUCCCUAACCCUACGCGGCGCGUCUGUUUAUCCUGUGAUUUUUCAGAAAAAGACGAACAGCCAUGGCUGCCGUUACAUCCCAAGUAGCUUUCCCCGCAGCCUACACAGCCGCGCCCGCCGCUCGCGCUGCAGCCUGCUCUGCGCGCGUUUCUCUCCGCACGCCGUCCUUCUCCGCGCAAGCCCUCCCCGCCGUGCGCGCAUUCCCCGCGCGGGUGGAGCGCGUGGUCGCUCCGCGCGCGGCGGUGGCGGAGGCGGGGAGCGAGGCGGCGGCGGAGGAGCCUAAGAAGGUCAAGGUGCUGUCGGUAAAGGAGGGCAACCAACGACUGCUCCUUAAAUUCGUCUGGCUCG